AUGAAAAAACAAACUACCCACAAUGUCGGCAUUAUUAGGCUGAGAAGCGGUGAUUCACGGAUGCGGUUGCCGGAUGUUAUCGAGACCAGCACAGAUUACGUCGUGAAGGUUGAAAUAGAUGUCUCGGUUUUGCAGAACCUCCAUCCCAGAGAUGUUUUGGAAGCACUGCGAAGCAGUCAAAUCGAUGACGAUGUAGCCACUAUUGUCAUUCGGGGGCAUAAAUACCAUUGCGAGUUCAUUACGCGCAAAGCUACCACGUUAUUACUGGGCGAGAAUCCCAGCAGUUGUACAAAUAUAACUGAUCGUUAUUUGGGCACUAUUUUUGUGUCCCCUGUGAAGACCAUCAUCUCAGCGGCAUUACACACACGUGACAACUGGAGAUCAGAGCACAGCUACAGGAAGUUCCACAAAUCAACUCCCUUUGGUAGUGAUCAAGAAACGAUUCCCAGAUAG
Messenger RNA from Babesia bigemina, 453 nucleotides. RefSeq lists its product as hypothetical. Lineage: Eukaryota; Apicomplexa; Aconoidasida; Piroplasmida; Babesiidae. The coding region runs from base 1 to 453 and encodes 150 amino acids. The record is from RefSeq and is a predicted model, not a curated record. The transcript has 3 exons.